Oncorhynchus masou masou (cherry salmon) is the source of this 1191-nucleotide messenger RNA. RefSeq names its product acid-sensing ion channel 2-like. The record is from RefSeq and is a predicted model, not a curated record. The coding region runs from base 451 to 1191 and encodes 246 amino acids. Gene Ontology annotation, cellular component: plasma membrane. Gene Ontology annotation, biological process: sodium ion transmembrane transport. Gene Ontology annotation, molecular function: ligand-gated sodium channel activity. Lineage: Eukaryota; Metazoa; Chordata; Actinopteri; Salmoniformes; Salmonidae. The transcript has 4 exons.
GGCGGGCGGAAAAGAAAAAUGAGAGCAAGAGGGAAAGAAAAACAGAAGCAGAUUCAAUGAGACUUCACUGUGGAGAGGAGGAGUGUGUUUGUGUGUGCUCUAUCCUCUCUCUCUCUCUCUGCGCGAGCGUGUUUAAGCGUGUGCAUCUCUUCUGGCUCCACUGUCGUUCACUGGCUCCAUGGAUGAGCUGGGAAGAGGAGGGAGAGCGGAAUCAGCGGAUGCGUCUGGCCAGAGGAGAACGGGAGGACUUUGAUCGGCAUGCGCGACAAACUGGCGGCGCUGAUCAUCAGCGGCUCUAUCUCCAUCCCUCCCUUCCCCCCCUCUCUCCCCUUCUCUCCCUUUCUCUCUCACGUGCACACACACUCACACACAGGCUGGAUGUCAUCUCGCUAGGCUGAACAAGAGGUGUCUGUGUAUUGGGGCGUCCUUGGCUGUGGGACCGGAGGGGUCAUGAUGGACCUAAAGGAGAGUUGUGGCAGUGAGGGGAGCCAUGAGAGCUCCAGUCAGCACCCGUCCUCCUGGCAGGCCUUCUCCCACACCAGCACGCUCCACGGCCUGCGCUUCAUCUUCCCCUACGGCCGGCCAACACCUCGCCGCCUGCUGUGGGCCGCCGCGCUACUGGCCUGUCUGGGCCUCCUGGCCCUGGAAAGUGCCGAGCGCCUGGCCUACUUCCUCUCCUACCCCCAUGUGACGAGCGUGGAUGCCGUGAUGUCGGGCAGCUUGGUGUUCCCUGCCGUCACCGUGUGCAACCUCAACGCCUACCGCUUCAGCCGCCUGUCCCGCAAUGACCUGUACCACGCUGGGGAGCUGCUGGCCCUGCUGGACGUCCAUCUGAGGAUCCCUGAGCCCCAGCUGGCCGAGCCCCACGUCCUGGCCUUCCUCACAGACAAGGCCAACUUCACCGCCUACAGGCCCAAGCCCUUCAGCAUGCGUGAGUUCACCGAGAGGGUGGGCCACGACCUUAAGGAGAUGAUGCUCUACUGCCGAUACCAAGGCCAGGAGUGCAGCCACAAAGACUUCAAAAUCGUGUGCUGGAGGGCAGGCCGUGUGCCCCCGGUGAUGCGUUGGGCAGACGGCACCACCCUCUGGAGAGCCCUGCGGUUGCGGGGAGGUAUGAGCAAAAUGCAGAGUCACGGCUCCUCCUCUGCAGUGCAGGGGCGGUUCCUCCUGCAGGCAGAGGAGGGUCGUUAG